This is a messenger RNA of Drosophila ananassae, 16256 nucleotides long. RefSeq names its product probable E3 ubiquitin-protein ligase HERC2 (gene HERC2). The record is from RefSeq and is a predicted model, not a curated record. The transcript has 11 exons. NCBI's taxonomy places the organism in Eukaryota, Metazoa, Arthropoda, Insecta, Diptera, Drosophilidae. Gene Ontology annotation, molecular function: protein binding; ubiquitin-protein transferase activity; metal ion binding. Gene Ontology annotation, biological process: protein ubiquitination. Bases 736 to 15999 code for a protein of 5087 amino acids.
AACAAACAUUCUUGAAAGUUAUCGAUAGGUCGAAGAAAGAAUCUAGCUUGUGCAUCCCUGGCAAAAGACGAGAAAUAUCAGACACAUUCAAAAACAUUUAGCAUUUUAGAGACAUUCAAAAAUCGAACGAGUCGUGCGCCUGUCCGUUGAAUUCCGUCGUGUCGUAACGCUUGCCCCACAACAUUUGGGGCCCAAACACAAUGAACAGAGCCCAGCAGGAGAAGCGAGAUUCAUCCUAGGCCCCGAGUCGCCAACAAAAAAAAAAACAAAAAAAAAACCGUCUCCUCCUCCCGAGUGCAGUUCUGUGUUUUUGUUGUGUUUUGGUGUUUUUUUUUUUUUUUCUCUUAUUUUGUACUUUACUACCCUGCUGCGUGCGUGAGUGACGACAUUGAGACUGCCCCUUGUUACCCGCCUGCCGCCUGAAGCCACCCGCCAUCCGUCACCCGCCUACCCGCUACCCGCCACGCCCCCGUAAGCCGAAGCAACCACCCCCCUCCCAACCCCUCCGGGGAGGGGGCAAAAAAUGUGCCAUGCUACUGUUUCUAGGCUGAGUCCAAACGAGGGUGUGGAGCACUAGGAAAAUUCUCGUUCUCGUUCUCGUUCUCGAUCUCCAUCUCCACCCACCAGAGUCGUCCUACUCCGACUCCCAGCAAGCGAACAGAAACAAAAACUAGAAGAGAAAAAUAUCCAAAAAUCGAAACAGGAACAGAAAUUGGAAAUAGAAACCGAAGCGAAAUGUUCAGCCGCGAUAUAAUUGUCCAGGGACCUGGCCCUGGAUCUGGAACUGGAACAGGAACAGGAACGGGAGGGGGCACCGCUCCACCACCACCGCCGCCGCCACAGCCAGUAGUGCCUAGUGCCCUGCCACCCCCGCCAUCAACAGCGGCGGGCAAUGGUAGUGGAUCUGGAUCUGGAUCUGGAUCUGGUUCGAGCUCGGGGUGUACGGCUCUGAGCCCAUCCUUGGAUCUUCACCUGCGUCCGUUGCGCUUUCUGGACGCCAAAUGGCUGCGGGCCGAUCUCAUUGCCUCCCUGCGCCGGGCCUGCGAGGGCGCCGUGCUGUGGAACCACCUGAUCCAGGACUGUGAACUGGUCUCCUCGCCCGCCGCCCCCAUCACCAACGCCCGCGGCCAGCUGUCCUAUCUGGGCGACGACGGCAAGCACUACUGCGGUGCCCAGCAGCUGAAGUGCUCCUGCUGCCAGCCGGAAUACUGCGGCCCCCAUUCCGCCUGCAACUGUGACGGGUGCCGGCCUUUGGACUCGGACACCGCCAUCAAGAAGCUAUCCACCCAGGCGGCCGCCCAACAGGCCCAACACCUCAGCCAGGCCACCGAGCACGUCCUCAGCGGCUGGCUCUGGAGUCAGCCGCCCACCCAGCAGGCCCGCCAAGACUGCCAACGUUCGCUGAUCUCCGAGCUCCAGGAGCUGGCGCUGAGGGCGGCCGGCAACUGCCUCUCCGCCCAGCAUCUCCGCCAGCAGCUCUUCGUCUACGAGCGGUACUUUGUGGCCCUGAAGCGGGAGCGCAGUGCCCAGCCACUGGCGGGCAGCAGCACCAGCAACAAUCCGACCGGAACCAUCAUUACCGCCACCAACCUGACUGUCGCCGGGACUGGGAACUCCAAUGGAACAACCACCGUGGAGACACUGCAGCCGGCCGAGCACUUGGAGCAGCCCGGGGCACUGGGACUGGCUCGUGUGGCCACCCGGGCUGCCCUGAACUUCAGCUUUGCGUUUCUGCGACGCGCCUGGCGCUCCGGCGAGGACACCGAGAUGUGCAGCGAACUCCUGAGCGAGGCGCUGGCUUCGCUCCAGGAGCUGCCGGAGGCCACGCUGUUCGAGGCGGCCGCUGUGUCGCCGCUCUGGCUGGAGGUGAUGGAGCGCUCCAUCAAGUUCCUGCGCCUGGUGGCGCUCGGCGAUCCGAUGGGCGGACGCUGUACAGCGCCGCUGAACGACCGGCACACGGCUCUGUGCCUGCUCCUGGAGCUGGGCGUCCAGAAGGGCACUUUGGCCGCCACCCUGGAGUGCGUCGUCCUGCUGCUGAUGCUCUGGGAGAAGGAUCGAGCCGGCAACGACAACCGGGACAUGCCUCGGAAGACGGGCGCUCCGCUGCUUAGGAUCUUGCAGCGCUACCAGAAGAUCGGACCCGCCUCCGCCAAGACCGGCCAGCUGCCGAGUGCGGAGCCAGCGCCGGUGGCCAGUGCCACGGAGACCUUCCUGCGUUUCCUGUCGCUGCCCAAGAGCAGCGCCGCCAUCGUGGACCUGCGACGUGCCGCUGUGGUCAUCAUCUCGCACCUGGACCGCCUGGCCCAGCCACUGAUGCCGCGCUGCCUGCUGCGGGACCUCCGGGCACCGGCCGUCUCGCCGGGUUGCGGUGCCCAGCAACGGAUCUAUGCCCUGGGAUGGCCCAGCCUGUCCAAGGACCAGCAGGGCUUCACCUCCGAGCCGGCCCUGAGCUGUGGCGAAGCUGGCUCCACGGCGCCGGUGCUGAGCUGCCGGUUCCAGGUGAAGCAGGUGGUGUGCAGCGAGAACCAGGUGCUGCUCCUCAGCCAGGAGGGCAAGCUGCAUGCCUGGCGGUUGUCCAAGCCGGAGGCGGAGCCCCAGCCGCUGGAGGAGGCUGGCCACGAGACGUUCAUCAGCAUUGCGGGCCACUGCGAGGGUCGGCACUUCAUGGCCAUCGAUAGCAAUCACAAUGCCUACUCGUGGGGCGCCGGCGAGGAUCACCGUCUGGGCCAUGGCGACACCCACGCCCGCGCCGUGCCCACCAAGAUCGCCGCCCUGGAGCAGCACUGCGUCCAGUCGGUCUUCUGCGGCUGCACCUACAGCGCGGUCAUCACCUGCGGCGGCAACCUGCUCACCUGGGGCCGCGGCACCUACGCCCGCCUGGGCCACGGCAACAGCGAUGACCGCUGCCUGCCCACCCUGGUGGCCGCCCUGGCCGAGCACACGGUGGUGGACGUGGCCCUCGGCAGCGGCGAUGCCCAUUCGCUGGCCCUUACCUCGGAGGGCCUGGUCUUCGCCUGGGGCGACGGCGACUACGGGAAGCUGGGCAAUGGCAACUGCAACGGCAGCCUGCAGCCCAUCCUGGUGGAGUCACUGCCACGGGUGCAGCGCAUCUUCGCUGGUUCCCAGUACUCGGUGGCGUUGAGCAGCGAGGGACAGGUGUACACGUGGGGCAAGGCCACCUGCCUGGGCCACCAGCUGGUGGAGCGCAGUGUCCAGGGAUGCAGUGUGCCGCGUCUGGUCAGCAGUCUGCAGCACAAACGCAUCGUGGACAUGGCCGUGGGCGUGGCCCAUUGCCUGGCUCUGUCCAGCAGCGGCGAGGUCUUCGGAUGGGGACGCAACGACUGCCAGCAGGUGUGUCCCAGUUCCGUGUCCAGCGAGCCCCUGCUCCGCUCUCCCAUCCUGGUGGCACUGCCCACAUUGCCCGCCAGUGGAAUCGCCUGUACCGCUGGCCAGAGUCUGAUAUGGACGCAGAGCUCCCACCAGGGUGUGCCCCUCCGGGCACCCUUUGUCAUCGAUCUCGGCGAGCCGACGUUCCGACUGCUCGACCAGCUGCUGGGGAUGUGCAUGUGCAGCAGCCAGGACAACCGGCAGACGCCCAACCAGGAGAGCGAGUGCAUCGCGGUGGCCUGCCUGAACCUGAUGCGGCUGCAGUUGCUCGCCCUGAUAGCCAACGGCGUGGAGCCGCGCCAUGUGGGUCUCGCCAGUGGCAGUCGGUUGCUGGGCAGCCUCAAGACCCGGAUCCUGGCCCUGGCUGGCGGCACUCAGGUGCUCCGCACCAUCCAGGUGGCGGCGCAACAGGCGCUGCAGGACGGUUGGAGUGUACUCCUGCCCACUGCGGCGGAGCGGGCACUGACCCUCACCUCGCUGCUGCCCUCGGAACCGGGCCAGGCGUCCUCCCCCGGGCACCGCUUCAUGACCGAUCUGCUGGUCAGCUCCCUGAUGACCGAGGGCGGCCUGGAGUCGGCUCUGCAGCACGCCAUCCGGCUGGAGAGCAGCUCCUGCGGCGCCGACUGCGGCGACGGGGUGCAUGUGCCGCUCCUGCAGCUGAUCACCCGGCUGCUGGGCAACAACGCCGCCCUCACCCAGACCCGCCUCCUGCCGGCCUUGGGAAAGCACCACCACCAGCAGCAGGAGAAGGAGGAGGAGGAGCGCGACCACAAUCGUCAGCACGUCCAGGAGCCGAGCACCAGUCCUAGUCUGAGUCUGCUGCAUCGCUUCCAGCGCCUCCUGCUGGCCCACAUCCAUCAGGCGGACGCCGAGGAGGAUACCACCGGCGCCGAGGCCCUGCUGCUCCAGUACCUGCACGCCCUGAUCCCCGCCUGCGUGGCAACCCUCCAGCAGGCCCACGAACUGGCCCUCCAGUGCCGGGAGCCGGGCGAACAUCCCAUCGGCCAGCAACUGGGCCACCUGAGUCGCGUCCUCCAGGCCGACGUGUCGGACGCCCUGCUCCACGAGCUGCUCGUGGGCCUGGUGCUCCUGAAGCGCGAUCGUCCCCAGUGCCUGGGUGGGCUGAGGUGGGCGAGGGUCUUCCUGCCGCUCCUGCGAGUCCUGGACCGAUUGAACCGGGCCCUGGGCGAGGGGGAGCUGCGGGAUGGCGACGACAUGGGCUGGCCUGGCAUCAUCUGCCGAGGAGGCCCCAAGAACGGAGGUCCCCCGCCCGCCGAUCCGGAGACCCACUACGUGCGACGCGCCGACAUGGAGAACCAUCUUCUGGACGGCAGUCGAUGCAUCAUCCUGGCCGGCUACGUCUGCGACCUGAGUGGCUUCAACUGUGAGUCCGAGACGUUGCGCGGCAUUCUGGAUACCGGCCUGGGCAAGGAUCUGACGGCGGAGCUGAGCAGUCCGGGCCAUAGAAGUGCCAUGGAGCAGAUCCUCCAACACCACAAGCUGGGCAAGUACAUGUCCCAGGCAGGAGGAGAGGACAAGACCACACCCCCGGGACCCACCCGCCUGACCCACUUCAGCUCCGAGUGCGCCCUGGCCCAGCUGCUGGGCUUGGUGGCCAAUCUGAUGUGCAACGGACCGGCGCUGCAGCCGGCGGAGCUGCAGUGCCGCCAGCUGGACAAGUCCAACCUGCUGAGUGGCGGCCUGCAGCUGCUCCAGCCGAGCAAUCCCUUCGACGAGGAGAAGGGGGAGGCGCGCAGCAGCCAUAGUUGCCACAGUACGGCCGGGAACACGCCCACGGACCAGCCACCGCCCCUGCCCAUCCAGCAUCUGCAGCAGCAGCUGGGCACGGGUCAGGUGCGCGGCAAAUCCCAGCUGCAGCAGCGGGCGGAGGCGUUCAUCACGGGCCUGGCCGAGGCCAGGCUCUCGGAGGCGCCAGUGGCCGCCUGGGUGACCCUGACGGAGCGGUACUGCAAGGCGCACAACCUGAUGUGGCACCAGGAGUUCGCCACGGAACAUCCCGUCCAGGAACUGGAGCGCUUGCUCAGUGCCGUGCUCAUCCGGCACCAGUACCUCGGUGGCCUCGUCCUGAACGCCCUGGAAACGGAGGCGGAGUCGCCGCCACCUCGCCAGCUGGGCGAGAUCAUACGGCUGGUGCACCAGGCCAAGUGGUCGGUGGUGCGGACGCGCCAGCAGAUGAACCGGAGCUACAAGGAGGUCUGCGCUCCCAUUCUGGAGCGCCUGCGCUUCCUGCUCUACGAGGUGCGUCCGGCGAUCAGUCCGCAGCAGCGUGGACUGCGCCGCCUGCCCAUCCUCCAGCGGCUGCCGCGCUUCCGGAUGCUGGUGCGCCGCCUGCUCCAGGAGCUGCGGUCUGCCAGGCAGCCGGCCAAGCCGGAGGACCUGCUGAACGCCACCAUACAGCAGCAGCAGGAGCGGGAGCAGGAGAAGAAGCCGCAGGACAAGCAGCAGGAGCAGCAGGCGGCCGAGGAGGAGGAGAGCCUGCUGCGGCGUCUCAACGAGCGCCAGAUCAGCGCCGAGGGCGAACUGGAUCCCGCCCUGAUGCAGGACAUCGUGGACUUCGCCCUGCAGGACAGCUGCGACGUGGAGACGGCCCGCCGGGCCAUGUACUGCCAGAUGCAGCGCUACCAGCUGCGCCUCGCCGGGCUGCAGCUCGUCCAGCAGCUGCUCGAGCUGCACGGCCUCCUGGACGCCACCCAGUACAGCCUCCUGAACGGCUUCCUGGGCCUGCACUUGAAGCCGACUGGCGGCGGAGGCGCCACUAGUCCAUCGGGCAGCUCCCUGCCCGUGCUCGGCCAACUGAACAUGGUCAGUGCCUACCAGAAGACCCGCCUGCUCCUGGCCCAGUCCCGCGUCCUCGACUGGGCAGUAAGGGAGCUGCGCCGGCUGCUCAACCAGGAGCAGCACGGCCAUGUCCGCGGCAAGGACAGCAGCAACCUGGGCACCUACGUCCUCCUGAAGCGCCUGCCCCGCGCCCGCUUCCUGCUGAGUGUCUUCGGGCUGCUGGCCAAGGAGCUGGGCCCCAACGAGCUGGGUCUGCUCCUCAACUCCGGCCUGCUGGGCACCGUCCUGGGCCUUCUGGCGCAGACGGGUGGCGAGGGAGCAGCCGGCGGCGUCCAGCCACCCGGCGAGCUCAGCGUCCUCUACGAGGACAGCGUCAUGAAGCAGAAGUCCAGCAAGGCGCAGCUGAGCGGACCCGACCUGGCCAAGCUGAUGAAGAUCGGGACGCGGAUUGUGCGCGGAGCGGACUGGAAGUGGGGCGACCAGGACGGCAAUCCCCCCGGCGAGGGUCGCAUCAUCAGCGAGGUGGGCGAAGACGGGUGGGUGCGCGUGGAGUGGUACACCGGAGCCACCAAUUCCUAUCGCAUGGGCAAGGAGGGCCAGUACGACCUCCAGCUGGCGGACAGUGCCCUCAACGUGGCCUCGCCCACGGAACCGGAACGCGAGGAUCUGGCCGGCAGUGAGUCCUCGCCCUCGAGCGAAUCCCAUCCCUCCAAGCUGUUGCGUCACUGCGCCGCCAAGCUCCUCCAGAUCUUGGCCGUGGGCAGUGGCCUGCACGGCUCCCAGCUGGACAAGCAUGCCCUGCGCGGCAUCACCAGCAUGUUCCGUGCCAUCGUCGAUCCCAAGCCGGCCAUGUCCAGUGUCGCCAACUCCCUGGGCUGGCUCAACCUGGGAUUCAUUCGCGCCAUAGCAGGUGACUCGCCGCGCUUGUGCCUGGAGCUGAGCACUCCCGGCUGGCUGGGCCACUACCUGUCCCUUCUGGAGCAGCCGGCCGGCAAUGAGUCUGGUGUCUACCGUCAGCUCCACUGCCUCCGCCUGCUGCAGUGCAUCCUAUCCCAGUGGGGCGUGGAGGAGGAGCCCCGCAUGCCGACACUGGUGCGUCAACUGUUCGCCACCUUGGGACGUAUUGCCCUCCACUGUCCCGGCGACAUCAGCCUGCAGCCCACGGGCGAGGGAAAGACACGGGUGCUGCUGACCGCCUCGCACUCCGGGAGCGUGGCCGAGGAGCUGGUGGCGCUGCUGCGACGCCUGCACACGCUGCCGUCCUGGAACCCGGUGAUCAACUCCUUCCUGGCCCAGAAACUGUGCGUGGCCGCCGAGCUGCUGGCGGAGCAGUCACCGCCGCCACAUGCCACCCACCAGCAGCCGCUGGACAGCGAACAGGUCUUCGUCCUGGGCGUCCUGGCCGCCAUGGGCGGGCACGAUCUCCGGCCCCGUGUGGGGCUGCACUGCUUCCACGAGGGCAGCCACAUGAUCAUCGCCAGCUUCACGCCCAAGGGCCGUUGCCUGCUGGCCCAGGGAGGCGCUGCCUCCGGCACGGGAUUCGUCAAGGUGCCGCUGGCCACGGUGCUGCCCCACCUGGACCACAGUGUCUUCAGCCUGAGCCGGCUGCCCAUGAACGAGAUGCUACUCAAUGCCUGGACGGUGCUGCUCUACGGCCCGUCGCCGGAGCUGCGCGAGCUGCCGGCCAGUCCGGAGGGACGACUCGACCUGGGCCUGCUCCGGGCCCAGCAGCUCCAACUGGCCGUCCUGCACACGAACGGAGUACUCUAUCGCCAUCAGGCGGCGCUGCGUCGCAUCCUGAAGCAGCGGGCUCCGGGCAGCAUAUACGGCUCCGGGGAGGGACAUGAACCCAGCACUGAGCCGGACUUGAGCCAGUCGGAGCCAGGCCAGGAACCGGCCGAGCAGCAGGAGCCGGAGCACCAGAUGUCGUCGGCAAGUGCCAGUGGGGGGCAGGAGGCCCAGCUUCUCAUCCAGUGCAUCCUCCUGCGGGCCACCCAGGCGUCGCCCGUGAAGGCCUGCUACACGUACACGGACCUGGCCACCGCCGCCCUCAACUGCAUCCAGUCGCUGGCCACCCAGGCCCACCAGGAGAUCCUGGAAAAUGCCGGCGGAUCUCCGGGCAAUGGCCAUGCCCUGGUAACGCCUCCGCAGCCCACCAUGGUGCACGGAGUGCCGGUCUACAACGUGAAUCGCAGCAAGGAGCAGAAGCCCACGACCAAGACAUCAGAGACGACGGCGGAGCAGCCGGCGAAGGGGAACAAGUGGCCGGCGGCGGCCAGCGACGCCCAGCUGAUCGGCCAGAUCAUGGAGAUGGGCUUCACCCGGCGCACCGUGGAGCUGGCCCUGAAGCAGCUCUCCCUCCAGGCCGAGAUCAUGCCCACGCCGGAGCAGAUCGUCCAGUGGAUACUCGAGCAUCCGGACGUCUGUGCCAACACCAUUGAGGAGGAGGACUCGGCGCCGCCUCCGCCCCAGCCUGGCUCGGAUAACCACGACCCGGAAGCGGACUCGGACAACGAGUGCGCCAGCAACCAUUCCCCCCGAUCCUCCCGAUCCAGAACCUGCUCCGGAUCGUCCACGUCCUCGGACACGGUGGAGGGUCAGCAGCCCAACCAGGAAGCAGUGCCGCCACCACCCCCUCCCGUCAAGUUCGAGACGCGGAAGGACUUCCAGACCGCCGAUCUCUACGCCCUGUACGUGCGGGGCCUGGUCCGGCCGGGGAUGACGGUGCGCUGCUGCCGGGACUUCGAGGAGAUCAAGAAGGGCGACAUGGGCACCGUCCUCAUCGUGGACACCGAGGGCCUGCACGAUCUCAACGUCCAGGUGGACUGGCGCAACCACGGCAGCACCUACUGGGUCUGCUUCGUCCACAUCGAACUGGUGGAGGCGGCCCAGUCGCCCCACCAGCCCCGUCCGCCGCCGAUCGCCGUCGGGGCCAAGGUGAGGCUGCGCUCCACCUCGCUGCGCCACGGACUGCUGGGCCCCCAGCUGCGCCUGGGACGGAGCCAGGCCGCCGGAGUGGUGAUAUCCGUGCGCGGCAAGCAGCUGACGGUGGACUUUCCGGAUCUGCCCGCCUGGCAGGGUCACAUCAACGAAGUGGAACUGGUGGCCAACUCCAGCUCCGCACCAGGCGCCCCUCUGGCCGGUGCCCACCUCGGACAGGUGGGGGAAGCGGGCGGACAGACCACCGCCCCGGCCCCCUCGGAUCUCAUCGAGGACUGGUCGCGAUGCAUCCGUUCCCUGACGGUCAGCUCCAAUGAGGCGGCGGCCAAGCACCUGCUGGACGGCAGCGACCAGAUCUGGCAGAGCUGCUCUAGCGGCCCGUGCCGGCACUGGAUACGCCUGGAGCUGCACGACCGCGUCCUGGUGCACAGCCUGGCCAUCACGGUCAGUCCGGAGGACCACUCGCACAUGCCGUCGCUGCUGGAGAUCCGGGUGGGCGAGUGCGUCGACAGCCUCAAGGAGUACACGUGGACGCCGGUGCCCCCGGGCGCCACCCGGGUGGUGCUCAUGCAGAACGUGCCCGCCUUCUAUCCCUGGGUGGAGAUCGUGGUGAAGCAGUGCCAGAACAAUGGCAUCCAGUGCAAGAUCCACGGCCUGCAGUUCGUCGGCCGGCGCCAGCAGCCGGACCUGCAGCACAUCCUGGCCAACGCCCAGUUCCUGGCCAGCGAGUACAGCUCCGGGAUGGGACCGGGAACAGUGACCUCCACCCACGGCGAGGUGGGCUCUGGAGCUGGCACCAGCGGCGGUGGACUGGACCAGGACCUGCCCUGCACCGUCAUGGUGUGGGGCCUCAACGACAAGGAACAGCUGGGCGGCCUCAAGGGCUCCAAGGUGAAGGUGCCCACCUUCUCGCAGACCAUCAGCCGGCUCCGGCCCAUCCACAUAGCCGGCGGCUCCAAGAGCCUCUUCAUCGUCAGCCAGGAGGGAAGGGUGUUCGCCUGCGGCGAGGGAACCAACGGACGCCUCGGCCUCGGCGUCACCUACAACGUGCCACUGCCCCACCAGCUCCCGGUGCUCCACCAGUACGUGGUCAAGAAGGUGGCCGUCCACUCGGGCGGGAAGCACGCCCUGGCCCUGACCCUCGACGGCAAGGUGUUCUCCUGGGGCGAGGGCGAGGACGGCAAGCUGGGACACGGCAACAGGACGACGCUGGACAAGCCGCGCCAGGUGGAGGCACUGCGCGCCAAGAAGAUCCGGGACGUGGCCUGCGGUUCCUCCCACUCGGCGGCCAUCAGCAGCCAGGGCGAGCUCUACACCUGGGGCCUCGGCGAGUACGGCCGGCUGGGACAUGGCGACAAUGCCACCCAACUGAAGCCCAAGCUGGUGGCGGCCCUGGCCGGGCGGAGGGUCGUCCAGGUGGCCUGCGGCAGUCGCGAUGCCCAGACACUGGCCCUGACGGAGGACGGAGCCGUGUUCUCGUGGGGCGACGGCGACUUCGGGAAGCUGGGACGUGGCGGCAGCGAGGGAUCGGACACCCCGCACGAGAUCGAGCGUCUCUCGGGGAUCGGCGUGAUACAGAUCGAGUGCGGAGCCCAGUUCAGCCUGGCCCUGACCCGGGCCGGCGAGGUGUGGACGUGGGGUAAGGGCGACUACUACCGGCUGGGCCAUGGCGGCGACCAGCACGUCCGGAAGCCCCAGCCCAUCGGCGGACUGCGCGGUCGGAGGGUCAUCCAUGUGGCCGUCGGCGCCCUCCACUGCCUGGCCGUUACCGAUUCCGGACAGGUGUACGCCUGGGGGGACAACGAUCACGGCCAGCAGGGCAGCGGGAACACAUUCGUGAACAAGAAGCCCGCCCUGGUGAUCGGGUUGGACGACGUCUUCGUGAACCGGGUGGCCUGCGGCAGCUCCCACUCGAUAGCCUGGGGCCUGCCCAACGCCACCAUGGAGGAGGAGAAGCGCGGACCCGUGCCGUUCGGCAGCACCCGGGAUCCGCUCGGCGGCAGCAGCCUGGGCAUCUACGAGGCGGAGGCAGUGAACCAGACCGCCAAGCCGGACACCAAGCCCCCGACCCUCACCAGCCUGAGCGAGAGCCUGGCCCUGGAGAGCCCGGCUGCGAGGCAGGCCGCCCUGGCUCACGUCCUGCGGGCCAUGAGCAUCCUCCAGGCCCGCCAGCUCAUCGUCGCCGCCCUCACCAGCCACAGCAAGGUGAACUACAAGGAGCGCGGCAUCGGCGGCGGCCUCGGCGAGGAGGAGCAGCUGGCGGGAGUCAGCGGAGCAGCCGGCGCAGGAGGAGGAGCUGCCAACAACCAAACUGGAGCGGCGCCCGUGGAGCCCAUAGCCCAGGGCGGAGGCGAGGCACCGGCCGAUGCCACAGAUGCUGCCCUCCAGGAGCACAGCCCCGAUCUGCCGUUGGAACUGAUGACCACCACAGCCGGAGGAGGAGGAGGAGGAGGAGGGACAGGAGGAGCAGUAAGCGUAGUGCCGGGCAUGUCAGCCACCCUGCCGCCCCAACUGACGGCCGGACCGCUGAGCGCCUUCCAGAGCCUCACCGGCUCCCUGUCCAUGUCCGGAUCCCUGUCCAGCAGCGCCCUGCCGCCCCAGCACAAGCACUCCCGGAUGUCGGCCAGCGCCAUGUCCGUGAUGGCGGCCACCAUGACCCAGCAGGAGGAGAUUCUGGCCCAGAUCGGCCACUGCCACGGCCUGGACGACUUUGGCGGGCUCCUCGGCGAGCCGGAGGCCAAGAGCCUGGUGGAGCUGCUGAAGCUAGCGGUGUGCGGCCGGUGCGGGCCACCGAGCACGGCCCAGACGAUCGCCGAGACGUUGAUCUCCCUGGGAGCCGGGUCGCCCGGCGUGGCGGCCAUGCUGCUGGAGACCUGCAUCACGGAACUGGAGGACCUCUGCACCUCCCGCCACUGCCUCGGCAAGCUGCCCAAGCCGGUGAUGCAGGAGAGCAGCCACCCCUACGUGGACAACGUGAACGUGACGGGAGCGGUGCGGAUCCCAGGUGCGGAGAUGCUCCGCCUGGAGUUCGACAGCCAGUGCAGCACGGAGAAGCGGAACGAUCCGCUGGUCAUCAUGGACGGGACGGGCCGGGUGCUGGCCAUGCGCUCCGGCCGGGAGUUCGCCCACUGGGCACCGGAGAUCCGGGUGCCCGGCGACGAGCUGCGCUGGAAGUUCUCCUCGGACAGCUCUGUGAACGGCUGGGGCUGGCGCUUCUGGGUGCACGCCAUCAUGCCGGCGGCCACUCUCGGGGAGACCGGCUCUGACCGGGCGGUGCUCUCGCAGCCGUCGAUGGCCCUGGUGAUGUCCCUGCUGGACUCCCGCCUAGCGCCCCGUCAGCCGGGCGUCCUGCUCCGCCUGGCCUCCGCCCUGGCCGCCUGCUCCCAGCUGGGAUCCCUGACCACGGCCCAGAGGAUCUGGUCGCUGAGGAAGCUGCACGCCGUCCUGCUGCUGGAGCAGGCUCCCCGGCCCCAGGACCCAUCGUUGGCCGCCCUGCUCCAGCCCCUGAUCCCCGAGCUCCUGCGGCAGUACGAGUAUGAGGAGCCGCAGGUCCGGGGAGGCAUUCAUCUGAUGCACUCGGACUACUUCAAGACCCUGGCCGCCCUGGCCUGCGACAUGCAGCUGGACGCCGCGCUGCCCGUGGGGGCCGGAGGCAGUGCCUCCUCUACGGUCGGCGUUAUCGGAGGAGGAGUUCUCGGAAAUAGCGCCUUCUCGGCCAUGGGCUCGUCAUCCGCCAUCCUGGCCGCUGUUUGUGCGGCCUCAUCGGUACCCGGAUCUGGCACAGUGCCCGGAGUGGUGGCUGCCACUGCCACUGCGGCCUCCACCGCGGGCGGGGACGUCCACAAGUGGGCGUGGUUCAAGCGCUACUGCAUCGCCGUGAGAGUGGCCCAGUCCCUGAUCCGGAGGACGGAGCUGCCGCGCGCCUUCUGCCUGGAGGUCCGGAAGAAGUUCGCCGAAAUGCUGCCCAGCUCGGCGGCCAGCUGCAGCUCCAACUCGCAUCCGUGCGGCGGCCAGUCGCCCGGAGCAUCGAUGCUGAACUCCACCACCUCCCUGUCCUCCAGCACGACCAGCAAUGUGACGCCACCGCCGCCACCACCACCGCUCCUCCACCACCACACCGACCACCACGAGUCCCUGCUCUGUCCGGGCUCUCAACUGGAGUCCUCGUCCAUCCUACUGCACGAGGAUCACUCCCUGUUCCAGGCCCCGCACGACGCCCAGCUGCUCCAGUGGCUGAACCGCCGGCCCGACGACUGGGCCCUGAGCUGGGGCGGCGCCAGCACCAUCUACGGCUGGGGCCACAACCACCGCGGCCAGCUGGGCGGCCUGGAGGGCAGCCGCAUCAAGACGCCCACACCCUGCGAGGCCCUGAGUCUCCUGCGACCCGUCCAGCUGGCCGGAGGCGAGCAGUCCCUGUUCGCCGUCACCCCGGACGGGAAGCUCUUCGCCACAGGAUAUGGCUCCGGUGGGAGACUGGGAGUCGGUGGCAGCGACAGCUGGGCCAUCCCUACGCUCCUGGGCUCACUGCAGCACGUGUUCGUGAAGAAGGUGGCCGUGAACUCCGGCGGGAAGCACUGCCUGGCCCUGACCACCGAGGGCGAGGUGUACGCCUGGGGCGAGGGCGAGGACGGCAAGCUGGGCCACGGCAACCGGGUCAGCUACGACCGGCCCAAGCUGGUGGAGCACCUCCACGGCAUGAGUGUGGCGGACAUUGCCUGCGGCAGCGCCCACUCGGCGGCCAUCACCGCCAGCGGCCAGGUCCUCACCUGGGGCAAGGGUCGAUACGGCCGCCUGGGACACGGCGACUCCGAGGACCAGCUACGACCCAAGCUGGUGGAGGCACUGCUGGGAUAUCGGGCCAUCGACAUAGCCUGCGGCUCCGGCGACGCCCAGACCCUCUGCAUCACCGACGACGACAACGUCUGGAGCUGGGGCGACGGCGACUACGGGAAGCUGGGACGCGGCGGCAGCGAUGGCUGCAAGCUGCCCUACAAGAUCGAGAGCCUGGCCGGCCUGGGCGUCAUCAAGGUGGAGUGCGGCUCCCAGUUCUCGGUGGCCCUGACCAAGUCCGGAGCGGUCUACACCUGGGGCAAGGGCGACUUCCAUCGGCUGGGCCACGGCUCCGUGGACCAUGUCCGGCGGCCCAAGAAGGUGGCCGCUCUGCAGGGCAAGAAGAUCAUCUCGAUCGCCACCGGCUCCCUGCACUGUGUGGCCUGCAGCGACUCCGGCGAGGUGUACACCUGGGGCGACAACGACGAGGGCCAGCUGGGCGACGGCACGGUGACGGCCAUCCAACGGCCCCGCCUGGUCUCCGCCUUGCAGGGCAAGCACAUCGUGAAGGUCACCUGCGGAUCGGCCCACACCCUGGCGCUGUCCACCUCGCAGCUGAGCGAGAGACUCCGCCCGCUGCCCAAUCCGCCGCUGGAGUACGACCUGGUGAGGGACCUGGCCCCCGAGGCGCUCCACGCCCGUCUCAUCCUGCUCCAUCACUUCUCGGAGCUGCUGUGCCCCUGCCUGGCGAUGCUGCCCAUUUCCGGGGACCUGAGUCUCGGCGCUCUGAAGGACGUCCUCGUCUACAACAUCAAGGAGGCGGCCUUCCGCAAGGUCAUCCAGACGACCAUGGUGCGGGACAAGCAGCACGGCCCCGUCAUCGAGCUGAAUCGCAUCCAGGUGAAGCGCUCCCGCAGUCGGUGCAACGGCCUGGCCGGGAUCGAUGGCAUGAAGAGCGUGUUCGGGCAGAUGGUCCAGAAGCUGCCGCUCCUCACCCAGGAGGCUCUGGCCCUGCCGCACCGCGUCUGGAAGGUGAAGUUCGUCGGCGAGAGUGUGGACGAUUGUGGCGGAGGUUACAGCGAGUCCAUUGCCGAGAUGUGCGACGAGCUCCAGAACGGCAGUGUCCCGCUCCUGAUCAGCACCCCCAAUGGCAGGGGAGAGGCGGGCGCCAACCGGGACUGCUUCCUGCUGGAUCCCACCCUGUCGUCGGUGCUGCAGAUGAACAUGUUCCGGUUCCUGGGCGUCCUCAUGGGCAUUGCCGUGCGCACCGGAUCGCCGCUGAGCAUCAACCUGGCGGAGCCCGUUUGGAGGCAACUGACCGGGGAGGUGCUCCGGCCCACGGACCUCACCGAGGUGGAUCGCGACUAUGUGGCCGGACUGCUCUGCAUCCGGAACAUGGACGAUGAUCCGAAGUUGUUCAACACCCUGGAACUGCCCUUCUCGACGUCCUCGGCCCGGGGCCAUGAGGUGCCGCUGUCCACCCGCUACACGCACAUCUCGCCGAGGAACAGGGCCGAGUACGUCCGGCUGGCCCUCGGCUUCCGGCUGCACGAGUUCGACGAGCAGGUGAAGGCCGUCCGGGACGGCAUGUCCAAGGUGAUACCAGUGCCUUUGCUGUCGCUCUUCUCUGCCGCGGAGCUGCAGGCCAUGGUCUGCGGUUCGCCGGACAUUCCGCUGGGACUGCUCAAGUCGGUGGCCACCUACAAGGGCUUCGAUCCCGGCUCCGCUUUGGUCACCUGGUUCUGGGAGGUGAUGGAGGAGUUUACCAAUCAGGAGAGGUCCUUGUUCCUGCGCUUCGUCUGGGGACGGACACGUCUCCCUCGCACCAUUGCCGAUUUCCGGGGACGGGACUUUGUGCUCCAGGUGCUGGAGAAGAACCCGCCCGACCACUUCCUGCCCGAGAGCUAUACCUGCUUCUUCUUGCUGAAGAUGCCCCGCUACUCCUGCAAGGCUGUGCUCCUGGAGAAGCUCAAGUACGCCAUACACUUCUGCAAGAGCAUCGACACUGAUGAGUAUGCCCGGGUGGCGAUGGGCGAACCCACCGAGGCGACCGGCAGCGAGGACAACAGCGACCUGGAGUCGGUGGCCAGCCACGAGGGCUAAGACCCCAACCUGCCUUUCCUGAAAGGAUCUGAGAGGAGGAGGAGUACUAGGAGUUAGGAGAUCCUUGCCAGCCUGGCGAACAACCCGCUAUUUAUGAUGAUUCUCAGCUAGGAUGCAAGGAUACAAGGAUACUAGGAGACUAGGAUACUAGGACACUUUAAACACAAAACGCCUUCAAAGUUAGAAAGAAAUGGAAGAAGAAAGAGAGCCACUCACGCGAACACAUUACACAUAAAUACACUUAAAGAAAAAACACA